This is a messenger RNA of Cladocopium goreaui, 1155 nucleotides long. NCBI's taxonomy places the organism in Eukaryota, Dinophyceae, Suessiales, Symbiodiniaceae. The record is from the annotation of a GenBank genome assembly.
AUGGCUCCGUCGCCUGGCACUCCCUUGGGAGGGGAGCGGGGUCGCCGGCGCAGCCUCUCGCCUCCAGCGGCCGGCGCUGCCUCAGGAGUACAGCCCCCAUGGUGGUGGACGCUCCUUCUACAGCAGCCGCCCGGGUCCUUUGCCCGUGCAGCGACGUGCCUCCGGAGUGGCUCCGCACCCGCUGCUUGGUCUGUGGCCUCAGCGUCUCUGUGCAGCACGGGGUGCAUCCCACCUGCCAGCCCGGGCCGCCCUGGGGCCAGAGCAUACUCCAGCAGCCUCUGCGCCGCCGGCACUUCCUACGAUGCAGGAGGUCCAUGGAGGGAGGACGCCGACACUCCGUCACGUCCCAGCAGCAGCCCGCUACCUGUGUGGAACAAGACGCUCACCCGAGCCUUGGCAGCCGCUGCGCACCACAAUGACCUCCGGUCCUGGCAAGAGCUCGCGAUGCUGCCCCAAACUGUGCUAGAUGCUCCCCGGCGAGGCGGGCGCCAACGCGCUCGUGCAGCUGCCGCUUACACCAAAGACAGGUUGCAGCGAUGGGAUGCUGGUGAACGGCUGAGUCUUUGGAAGACCUGGCAGCAGCCUCUCCCAAGGCGCGCGCGGCGACGCACUGAUGAAGAGCGGCGGGAGCUGGCCGUCGGUCUAGCCCGCGAAGACUUCGAUGGCAAAGCAUGUGCUGCCCUUCUGGCAGAGGGGCUCUGCGCUGAGACACCAGCCACCGUGGCAGCGCUUCAGAGCUUGCACCCGACACAGGCCUCUCCACCACCAGUGGCUGCCCACGAGCUGCCCGUGGCGCCAGAACUCUCACCAGAUGAUGUCCUCAAAGCAUUGCACACCUUUCCAGCCGCCACCGCGCCUGGGCCUUCCGGUCUUCGUGCGCAGCACCUCCGUGACGCCUUCUUGCCUGGAGCCGCGAAAGGCUGCAACAACUCACUCACGGCAGUCGUCAACCUCCUUGCCCAGGGGCGAGCCUGCGCUGCCGCCGCCCCAGCGUUGGCCGGGGCCAGCCUGGUGGCUGCGCCCAAGCCAAAAGGAGGGGUGCGGCCAAUAGCAAUAGGCGAGCUGCUGCGCCGGCUCACUGGCAAUGCCUUUCUGCACAGUGCGGCGACCAGCUUCCCAACCUUGGCCCGAUGGGUCCACUGGUGCUAUGCAUAG